This is a messenger RNA of Neospora caninum, 4926 nucleotides long. RefSeq lists its product as hypothetical. Bases 1 to 4926 code for a protein of 1641 amino acids. The transcript is spliced from 4 exons. The record is from RefSeq and is a predicted model, not a curated record. Gene Ontology annotation, molecular function: asparagine synthase (glutamine-hydrolyzing) activity. Lineage: Eukaryota; Apicomplexa; Conoidasida; Eucoccidiorida; Sarcocystidae.
AUGGCAGCCCCGUUCGUCGUGACGCUCCGAGCCCGUGGAUCGAGAUCUGAUUGGGUGUGCUCUUCUCCUCCUCCUUCUUCUCCUUCUUCUCCUUCUUCUCCUUCUCUUUCUUCUCCUUCUCCCUCUUCUCCUCCUCCUUCUUCUCCUUCUCCUUCUUCUUCUGGCUGUGAUGUGAAACGACAAGUGCGGCACGCGGGCGCUCUCGCCUCCGCCGCCUGUUUGCCGAGUUCCCUUUCCCUUCAUUUUCACUCUGACUCUAUCUGGAUAUGCGGGCCCCAAAGCUCGCCGUCGUCGCCUUCGUGUUGUGGAGAACGGGCGGUUCAGGCGGAGGACUCCUCUCGGAGACGGCGAGGAGAGGUGCGAGGAGCAGCGCGCCGAGAGGGAGAAAGUCGCGGAGAGAGGCGUGAAGAAAAAGAGGAGGAACUGCCUGACUCGCGUUCCGCCACAUGCACGGUUCGGCGUGCGCCGUCUUCCUCGCUUGUUCUUAACCUCGCUCGCCCCGCCGCGUCCGCAAGCGGGGACGACGUCUGCGGGGCGGCGAGGCCGCAAAGACAGAAGGUGGAGCGAACGGAUGCACAGACGCCGUUCGGGGGAAAAGAGGGAAGCGUGCGCCCCGGCGUCGCCCCAAGGGGACAAGACCUCGGCGAAGACCACGACAGCGCAUGGAAAAAUGUGGACGCAGAUAGGGCCCAGAUCUUGAGAGAAGACGGACAGAACGUCAGAGACACAGAGGGACACGAAGGAGCCGGCGACUCGGAUGUUCCCAGUGUCCUCGUGUGGGACGGAGACGUUUUCGGGUUUUCUUUCGCGAGACGAAAGGCAACUCCAGAGCAGAGACCGAAUCACAUGGCUCAGCUGGCGGUCCAGGGCGGAAUUCCAGAGGAGGCGGUCGACGGCGCGGACGCAGAUCACGCAAGUCUGGACGGGGAAGCAAUUUUCACCAGCCUCCUCUUCGCGCUCCACACCAAGUGCACACGCGACGAGGACGUCCUGAGGACUCUCGAGAGCCUCACCGCGUGCUCCACACGUGGAGCGGAGAACCGCGAACGCGAAGAAGCGGGGAACGCAGGACACGGAGACGCAACAGACAAGACAGACAAGGGGAGAGACGACACAGACCAUCGGCAGGUCCCGCUGUGGAACAACACAAGAGGCGCGUUCCAAGCUCGCUUUGCGCUGGUGUUCUUCUCGGCAUCUCUCCGCAAGCUCUAUUUUUGCCGAGAUAAAAUCGGCACCCGUUCCCUUAUCUGCUGCACGUCUCUUUCUGCUUCCCUCUUCAUGUCUCCUCUUUCUUCUUCAUCUUCUUCCUCAUCUUCGUCCUCACCUUCUUCGUCUUUUUCCUUGCACCCGAACGCUCGUUCUCUUCGGUCCGGAAGGGAGGAAAGCGGAGGGAGGGGCGUGGAAGUGCGCGGUUCUUGUCCCUCACGACGGAUCGAGGAACCUGUCGCCAUUCUUCUCUCGCUUUCCAGUUCGACUUGUGACGCGUGUCAUCUGUGGAAGGACGAAGGUGAAGAUGUGGAAGGAGCAGCGGGAGUUGGGGCGAGAGUGGAACGGUCUCUCGAACGCCCUGCACAGGCGUCAGGAUUGGCGCUGCCUCCUGGACGUGCUUCCUCUCCUUCACAUGUGUCUUCUUCGCCCUCGUCUUCUUCACAGUGUCUCUCUUCGGGGCGAGGGACUGCGUCUCUGGAUUGGUCCUCGCCUGUCUCUGCCUCGCUUGGUUGUGCCUCUGAGGAUCUGACGGCCCCGUCAGAAGCCUCUCCCUCUUCGCGCUACUUCACGCGAUGCGAGGAGGUGCCGGUUGACGGGCUGCGCGAAUUGUCUGUCGAUCUCUUCUUUUCUCUCCUUCACGGUUUUGGAACCAAACAAGGAGAGGAAGGAGGACGGCGCGCAGCCGCGCAGGACGGCCGCCAAGCACUGAAUCUGUGCGACGUCGCGGCAGGCGCUGAAGCGCGUUCUUCCUCCUCUUCUCCCUCGUCUUCCUCUUCUUCCUCGUCUUCCUGUUCUUCUUUGUCAACAAUUAGUUCCGCGUUUCCAGCGGCUUGUUCGUCUCCUCGACGUGACGACGAGGCGGAACCCGAGGACGAGUCCGAACCUUUUCUCGCGUGUCUCUCUCGGUCAGGCUUGGCGUCGUCGCUCUCGUACCGGCCUUGGUCCCAGGCGCCGCCGCUCGCUUCUGCGCAUUUCUGGUGUCGGAUUCCCGACUGCGCCGUGUGCCGGCGGGGCUCGGUUUCGCGAGCAGGGAGGCGCGGAGGCAGUCGGCACGAGGGGAAAAGCGAUCGCGCGGAAGGCCCAGACGAGGCCUCCGGAGUGCCCGCGAACCGGAUCCUCUCCAGAGAGGCGCGCGCCGUGGCGGACGCGCUCCUCGACGAAUUGGCGGAGGCGGUGUUGAGGAGUUGUGCGCCUCUCGGAAGGCUGGCCAGAGGCCGAGACGUGGAUCCGGAGCGGGGAACGACACACACCAGUCAGCCCCACGGCGACUGGGCGUGGCGAGAACGAUGUCCCCGAAACGGCGAGGAAGAGAAGAGGAAGGCGCGGACCCGCAAGGUGCACGGCAAUCUUCAGGAAGAAGAAGCGUUCGCGGGAGCGGCGGGUUGCGGCCGGGAAAGAGACGCGCCAGCAGGGAAUCUCAGGAACAUGUCUGGGAAGGACCGCAGUCGAGUCGGCGGAGAGCCGCACGCCGGUUGGAGGCAGGCGCUGGAUGAGGGAGGAGAGCCGGAAACAGAGAAGGCAGAGACGGGACAGGAGAGAGAAGCGGAGCACUGGCCAGACGGAGACGGCGUCGCUAUUCUCUUCUCGGGCGGCGUCGACUCCUCCCUCUUAGCCGCUCUCGUCCUCCGCCUCGUCGCGGAGGGGAGAAUCGCGCCUCGCCUUUCUCAGAAGAAGGGUUGCGAAACGCCGAGAAAAGAGGGAGAACGCCGCGCGAAAAGAAACGAGGAAGGACGCCUACAAGGAAACGCGACACAGCGAGAAGGCGAAAGAGAAGAAAGGGAGGAAGAAGAAAGGGAGGAAGAAGAAAGAGAGGAAGGAGAAAGGGUAGAAGGAACAGAAGAAACGAAAGACACGGGAAGAGUCGCCGGCGGCGGAAAGAAAUUCGUUGUGGAGCUGGUGAACGUCGCCUUCACCCCCACGGCGCCAGACCGGCUGACGGGCCUCGCCAGUUUCGCGGAUCUUCUCAGAAAGUUGGAGCGUCUGCGCAGCUGCGAGGCAGCCGUUGGCGAGGGGAGAGAGAAAUUCGAAAUCGAUCUUCGCUUCGUCUGUGUGGACGUCGCCGAGCAGGACGCGGUGGAGGCCGAGAAAACAGUGCUGCGCCUAGUCGCCCCACACGCGACGCACAUGGACGUGAACAUCGCCUCGGCUCUCUACUUUGCCGCCAGGCAAGUGGCCAAAAAACCUGAACAAGGCGAGAGGGAGAGGCAGGCAAACAAACAGAGCGCACUUGGGCACCAUGCGCACCCGGAGUGGGAGAGGCUCCUUGCGUCGGCCGUGUGGGAGGAUCUCCAACUGCGGUGUAGCCCGUUGCCGAAACGGUCGAGCGGGCGAGGCUCAGGUCCAACGGGGCCUUCUCCCGAGCCUCCCGCGUCGGCGUCUGCCGCGCUUUCGCCUCCCGGCUCUUCCCCUGGAGGCUGCAGCGUCGUCGCCUGUCCGUUCUGCCACAUGAAGGCGAAGGCGGGGUGCGCCCACAACGCCUGUCGCCUGUGCUGUCUGAAGCUUCUCAAGGUCGCGCGGGGGGAGCUUACGGCGAAGCCAAAGGCCGAAAACGGGGAAGUGAGCGAACGCGACACUGAGGCGAGACGAAAGCUGUAUCUCGGGCAGAGAGGCUGGAUUGUGUUGCCGCCCGCGACCAUCCUCUACACCGAGUGUGGCGUCCACCGGGACAGGUUCAGGAACGGCGAGGCGACGGAGAUUGGCGGAGACGCCCAGACCGCCUCCGAGCGCGAUCUUCCACGCACGCGGCUCCAGCGCGACACCGUCGAGGAGACCGAGUGCGACCGCAACGACGAAGGAGGGACAGCGUGUAACGAACUGCAGCCCUCUGGCUCUGACGCACAGUCCUCGACCUGCGCCAAGGCGGGCACGAAGCGCGCACCUUCUCCGUCGCCGUCAGAAGGCCCCCUGCCCUGGUACGCGGCUUCCUCAGGCGACGGCAGGAUCGCCAGGGUGUUCCCCCACGACUCGCCGCGAACAGCCUACGCGGUUCAGAGUCGCGUCGUGCUCCUUGGCAGCGGCGCAGAUGAACUUUUCGGCGGGUACGGCCGGCACAAAACGGCGCGUCUGAAACGCGGGACCGAGGCUGUGCGGGCGGAGAUGCUUCUCGACUUGCGCCGUCUGUGGAGCCGCAACCUCGGCCGAGACGGGCGCGUCUUUUCGCACUUCUCGCGCGUGCCUCGCUUGCCCUUUCUCGACGUCGCUUUCCUCGAUUUCGUCAACUCCGCAAUUCCCUUCGAAUCGAUCCUCUCGCCGCCUCCGGCCUCUCUCGCCGACGCGCCUCGCGUCCAAGAAACCGCGCCGCUGGAAAGGCUGCACGAUGACGGCACCACGACGCGGACACCCUUCCCUGCUUCGCCGUCUCCAUCGCCUUCUCCGCUCUCUGCCUCGCAGUCCGCCUCGUCGUCGAACUCCUCCCCAGACUCUCCUGCCUCACCUCCUUCUUCGUCUCCUCUCUCUUCUUCCGGUAGUCUGUCGUCAGUUUCUCGGGCUCUGGGGCAUGCGGUGCUGUCGCAGCUGGCGGCGGAUCCAGCGUGGCGAACGAACAAGUGGGUCCUGCGGAUCUGCGCCCUGCACGAGGAGAUGCGGUUCGCAGCGUUCACGAAGAAACGGGCUAUUCAAUUCGGGACGCGCGCUGCUCAGCUCUCGAAUCGCAGAUGUGCCUUAUCCAAUCGACAGGCAAAGGGGACAGCGCUUUUCAGAGAAACGCCAAAAGAAUAG